Galendromus occidentalis (western predatory mite) is the source of this 1101-nucleotide messenger RNA. RefSeq lists its product as uncharacterized. The record is from RefSeq and is a predicted model, not a curated record. Lineage: Eukaryota; Metazoa; Arthropoda; Arachnida; Mesostigmata; Phytoseiidae. Gene Ontology annotation, molecular function: protein dimerization activity. The transcript has a single exon. Bases 1 to 1101 code for a protein of 366 amino acids.
AUGAUUAGCUUCUUCGCGACUAUUGAAGCCCUGUACGCCUUCUUUUCCCGUUCGACUCUGCGAUGGGAGAAGUUGAAAAAGACGAUCCCCGUCGGACUGAAACGCGAGUCUGAAACAAGAUGGAGCUCUCGCAGCGAUGCUGUCAAAGUAGUCAGCACGCAUGUCAGGGAGAUUAUCGAUCUCCUGGAUAAAAUGUCUGAUGACUCCUGCGACUCGGUAGAAACUAGAAGUGAGGCACGUCAGUUAUUCACCCGCAUGGUCUCGUAUGAAUUCUUGACGCUUCACGGCUUCUGGAAUAACCUCCUGAGCAGAGUCGAUAGGGUCCAGAAGAGACUCCAGGAUCCCUCCAUGAAUUUCCAUGAAGCUGCCAAUGAUCUGUCGUCUCUGAAGAACACCUUCUCCAGAGAAGGAUGCGAUUUCGUAGACGCAGCCAUCACUGAUGGCCAAUGCCUCUGCGAUGAAUACGAUGUAGCAUUCGAGAAACGCAAUAGGAGAAGAAGAAGUAUGCCAGAUGAACACCGAAACUCUGAAAUCUCCGCUAUACAAGAAAUGCGCCGUGUUAUGUACUCAACGAUCGACCGGCUUCAGCGAGAAAUGAGAGAAAGGUUCGAGCGACUGACAAACCUAGACAAUACUUUCGGGUUCCUUCUCGACACUCAGCGGCUACUACAAGGCCAGCUGAACGAAUUGAGGUCCGAUUGUUUGUCAUUUGCGAAUAUGUAUUCGGAUGAUGUCGACGGUAACGACUUAUACAGAGAGAUAUGUGAUUGUAGGAUGUUAGUCAGCGUGCGGGAGGAGUUACGAUUAAGGAAACCCGAAGAACUCCUCAAUUUCAUCAUAGAAUACGGCGACGAGAGUGUCUUCCCCAAUCUUCGGGUAGCGAUACAAAUACUACUGACGAUUGCCGUCUCGAUCGCCAGUUGCGAGCGAUCCUUCAGCAAGCUUAAGCUCAUCCUAUCAUACCUCCGAGCGUCAAUGGGGCAAGACAGACUGAUUGAUCUCUCUAUCAUGAGCAUAGAGAGAGAAGUCACCGAGGACACCGACUUCGAAUCUUUAAUCGAUACCUUCGCUUCGGUGAAGGCUCGAAAAGUCGUAUUUUAA